This is a messenger RNA of Aspergillus brunneoviolaceus CBS 621.78, 1545 nucleotides long. RefSeq lists its product as uncharacterized. The coding region runs from base 185 to 1282 and encodes 365 amino acids. The record is from RefSeq and is a predicted model, not a curated record. The transcript is spliced from 2 exons. Lineage: Eukaryota; Fungi; Ascomycota; Eurotiomycetes; Eurotiales; Aspergillaceae.
GCCGAAUCAUCUCCAUCUUCGACGGGACUCUUUCUUCACCUUUCCAUGUUGCCAGCCAACUUAACCAUCUUGAUCAUAUCUAUCUGACCCUCUAUGACUUGACUUUGCUUGGCAAUGCAUGUGAUGAUCUUCCGACAGAGGCUUCCUGGAUGAGAGUCCCGUCCACCUCUUCUACGACUCCGUGAUGCCGACGCUUACUGGCCGUGCGCUUCCUUGCGCGCGAAGCCGACGAGGAACACAUCCCAUCAAUUGUUCGAGCUCCAUUCCUAGUCCUCGUUUUUCUCCUCCACAUCAGUUCUAUCUUUCUUCGACUCCAUGGCUCUCAGCUCAGCAUGAGGUUCUUCGUGGACCCUCGUUGACGCAGGCGUCGCAGACCCAAUUCUCGCAAACUGGAUUCCAACCGUCCGCUUUCGACGGACUCGAGCGGCCGCGGGGGGAUCAUGAACAGCCGGACGAGCGCAUUCUCAAGCUCGGAAAAACGCUUCGAAUCCUCUCACCUCUCCUCCCAAACAUCCUCACCAAUCCUCUGCCACCUAAGAUACUCUCCCCGAGCAUAACCUUGCACCUCUUUCCGUCGACCCACCCUCAUCUCCCUACUGUUAAAGGGCGAACCCUCUACCGAGCCGCACUGUGGACUGUGCCCGUUGCCUGGAGCAGCCUGCCCCUCCUCGGCAACGUCAAACUCAAGAUCAUCAGCGAGCGCAUCGUCCGCGCCGGCACGGUGCUGGACCCGGCCCGCUAUGCCAGCGGGGAACAACCAGACGACAGCGACGAGCGCCUAGUCGUGCGGUGGCGGACCGAACCGCGCAGCGAAAAUUAUCAUCACGGGCAGCAACAGCAACCCUCCUUCACCUCCAACCCGCGUCCCACCACCACCACCGCCGCCUCCGCUUCCUCGUCGCCGGCCUCGGGGACCGGCCCUUCGCAAACCGGAACCAACAAGGGCCUCAGCGUGCUGCUGGGCGGGGAUGCGCCGAUCUUCAAACUCUCCAAGGAGGAACAGUUCACGGGGCUGUUCAUCUUCUCGUUCGACGAAGAGGGUCGCAUUGCGUCGCAUACGAUCGAACACGCCGAUGAUGCAUGUGGGUGGGAACGAACCCCGAAAUUCGUCACGUUGGCCGACUGGUUGAUUGGGAAGGCCAGGGAGUCGCUGGACCCCUCUCCGGCGGAGCCGGGCCUGGCCUUCCAGGGCUACCACUCGACUCCGAGGGACAGCUUCUUCACGCGCGCGAGGGGCUUCCAUGGGCGUGAGAAGCGGUAUCAGUUAGGCGGUCAUGCCUGAUUGUCUAUUGAAGCUGAAUGUAACGUUUGCUGCUGUUGUGGCUUGGCAUUUGCUCCGGCGCGUUUAUUUCAGGAGGAUUGACUCCCGUGACGUUCGCGGAAAAGGGAGUUAGCCGGGUGCGCUUCUUUCUAUCUUCUUCGUAAAGAAGAAAGCCUCCCCCCACCGCGCGGGACCUGAUGGAUAUCUGGACGGCUGUUGUCUGAGCUUAUCCGGGUUCGAUGUUUGACCUCUCUCAUCUCCCAUUUUACUGUACAAGUCUUCGA